UUAACAAGGGUCGUUAGAGGCCGAACCGGUUUCUGACAGCAUCUCAUUCCAAAUUCAAUGAGGGGGGGAUCCUCCCUUCUCUCCCCCGCCCCCGGCUUCAUUGUUUCUACUUCCCCAAGACCCUUCGGGACCUCAGUCCAGCUACUCUCUCGAACAGCUUGGGAGACGGGAAGAUCCUCGUUCCGGCGCACCAGCCUGGAGUUCCCCUGUCCGAGGCCGGGGUGCACCGUGGGGAUGAGGAGUGCUUGAUUUCUUUGAGUAUUUCUUCAGUAAAACGUUAAAAAUGUCAUCCAAACACGAGAUAAUGAGUGACCAGCGGUUUAGACGGGUUUCCAAAGAUCCCAGAUUUUGGGAAAUGCCAGAAAAGGAACAAAAAGUCAAAAUUGACAAGAGAUUUCGAGCCAUGUUUCAUGACAAAAAGUUCAAGUUGAACUAUGCCGUUGAUAAAAGAGGGCGUCCCAUCAACCACAGCACUAUGGAAGACUUGAAACGCUUCUAUGACCUUUCUGACUCUGACUCUGAUCUUUCUGAUGAAGAUCAUAAAGUCCUAAACCAAAAGGAAAUAAAGCAGAAAAAAAUCCACACCAAAAAAGAAAUAAAGUCAAAAACUUUGCCUGAGGAAAAGAGAAAAAGCAAGAAAAUUGAUCAAAAGGAUUCUAGAAAUAAAAGUGAUUUUGAUAAUUCUGAAAGGAUUCAGAAAGUAAAAAGCUCAUGUAAAACUAGGAAAAUAGACUCAGAACUAAGUCCCCAAAAGGAUGGUGAAAAUUUUAUACAAAAAUGUACAAAAAAGAAAAGAAACAUCUCUGACCAAAGAACAGAAUCUUUGCCCAAAGGGAAACUGAAGACAUUAGACUCAAGCACCUCUGAAAUUGUGAAAUUGCCAACAAUUAAUUGUUCCAAGACAAAAAGAGAAGAGCAAUCAGAGGCAAGAGACCAUGAUGGUAAAAUGUUGGACAAACAUAUUCUGGAGGAAAAUUCAGACCAUGCUAGUGGAACAGAAUGUGAUGAAGAAUCUGAAGAUGAAGUUACAGGUGGUGAUAGCGCCUCCACUAAUGAUGAAAAUGAAGAUGAGAAAGAGGAAGAUAGUGUGGAUGAUGAAGAAGAUGAAGAAGAAGGUGAAGAUGGUGUACAUGAUGAUGAAAAUGAAGACAGUGAGGAGGAGGAGAGCGACAGUGGCCCUGAUCUUGCAAGAGGUAAAGGAAAUAUAGAAACUAGUUCUGAAGAUGAAGAUGAUUUGGAAGAUUUAUUUCCUGAAGAACCUGGUUUUGAACACGCUUGGAGAGAAUUAGAUAAAGAUGCUCCUCGGGCUGAUGAGAUUACACAUCGAUUAGCAGUUUGCAACAUGGACUGGGAUAGAAUAAAGGCAAAAGAUUUGCUGGCUCUGUUCAAUUCAUUUAAGCCCAAAGGAAGUGUUGUAUUUUCUGUAAAGAUAUAUCCUUCGGAGUUUGGAAAGGAGAGGAUGAAGGAAGAGCAAGUUCAAGGACCAGUAGAGUUACAGAGCAUUCCAGAAGAUGCCUCUGAAAAGGACUGGACCUCCAGAGAAAAGCUGAGAGACUAUCAGUUUAAACGAUUAAAGUACUACUAUGCAGUAGUGGACUGUGAUUCUCCUGAAACUGCAAGUAAAAUUUAUGAAGACUGUGAUGGCCUGGAAUUUGAAAGUAGUUGUUCAUUCAUAGACCUCAGAUUUAUACCAGAUGAUACUACUUUUGAUGAUGAGCCCAAGGAUGUAGCCUCAGAAGUGGACUUAACAGCAUAUAAACCAAAGUAUUUCACAUCUGCUGCAAUGGGAACAUCAACGGUGGAGAUCACUUGGGAUGAGACUGAUCAUGACAGAAUCACAACACUUAACAGGAAGUUUAAAAAAGAAGAGCUUCUGGAAAUGGAUUUUCAGGCCUACUUAGCUUCCUCUAGUGAGGAUGAAGAGGAGAUAGAAGAAGAGCUACAAGGUGAUGAUGGAGUCAAUGUAGAAGAUGGAAGAACAAAGAAAAGUCAGAAAGAUGAUGAAGAACAAAUUGCUAAAUAUAGACAGCUCUUGCAAGUUAUUCAAGAAAAAGAAAAGAAAGGAAAAGAAAAUGACAUGGAAAUGGAAAUUAAGUGGGUUCCAGGUCUUAAAGAAAGUACAGAAGAGAUGGUCAAAAACAAGUUGGAAGGAAAGGAUAGACUGACCCCUUGGGAACAAUUUUUAGAGAAGAAGAAGGAGAAAAAGAGACUGAAAAAGAAACAGAAGGCUCUUGCUGAAGAAGCCAGUGAAGAUGAACUUCCCGCUGAUGUUGAUUUGAAUGACCCGUACUUUGCUGAAGAAGUUAAAAAAAUGGGAAUAAAGAAAAAGUUGGUGAAAUCUGCAAAAGACAGCCUAUCUCCAGAGGAAGAAACUGAAGUUGAAAGACAAAAGGCUGAAAUGGCUUUGCUUGUGAUGGAUGAGGAAGAGGACAGCAAAAAGCAUUUCAAUUACAACCAAAUUGUGGAGCACCAGAACCUAAGCAAAAAGAAGAAAAAACAGCUUAUGAAAAGGAAAGAGUUGAUUGAGGAUGACUUUGAGGUAAAUGUAAAUGAUGCACGGUUUCAAGCUAUGUAUACUUCCCACUUGUUCAAUUUGGAUCCCUCUGAUCCUAAUUUCAAGAAAACAAAAGCUAUGGAAAAGAUCCUUGAGGAGAAAGCCCGACAAAGAGAACAAAAAGAACUAGAACUGAGUCAAACAAUAAAGAAAACAGAGGCAGAAGUGGAAAAGGCAUCACAAAAGAAGUCCAUUGAUCCAGCCUUGUCAAUGCUCAUUAAAUCUGUGAAAAACAAAACUGAACAAUUUCAAGCAAGGAAAAAACUAAGAGUCAAAUGACUGGAUAUUUCUUUUGGAUUGAGAAUGCAUUCUAAAGUACACAGAAAAUAGUAUAAGGAAUACUGGAAAAGAGCACCUUUCUAGAAUAUGAAAAAAAAAAAAAAUUUCUGACCAUGGUAAAUUUUCCUCCAUGCAUAAUUAUUCUGUUUAAUUAUAGAUAAGGUUGAUGGGUUUAUACUGUAUAUUUCCAGACAUUAAUCAUACUAAAUUUACCUGAGCUGUAAGAUUUAUAAGAUUUUUAUACUGUGUGAAAUUCAUUUUAUACUAGUAGACAGUUACUCUAAAUUAACACCUUCAGAGAUGAUUUACAGUAUAUAUAAAAUACAGCAACAUAUACUCUUGAAUCUGUUUGAAAAUAUGUACAUCUAAUACAUUGGUUGCUCUGGAAGGAGGAGAUAGAUAUAGCAAGCUGUUAAAGUAACUUAUUUUUCUAGCCAUUAAGAAUGAGCACCAAGGUCUGGAGAGAUGGUAUAGUGGUUAAGGUACUUGCCUGCAAAGCCAAAGGACCCAGGUUCAAUUCCCCAGGACUCACAUAAGCUAGAUGCACAAGUUAGUGCAUGCAUCUAGAGUUUAUUUGCUGUGGCUGGAGUCCCUCGUAUACUCAUUCAUUCACUGUCAAAUUUUUUUUUUUAAGUUUUAAAAAAAGAAAGAAUGAACAACAAGAACUUUUUGUUGUCAUCUUCAGUAGUUUGCUUGUGGGACUACUUUAUGAAUAAAAGUGGAAAAUAUUUUUA
Messenger RNA from Jaculus jaculus (lesser Egyptian jerboa), 3567 nucleotides. It is a transcript of the gene Esf1, whose product is annotated as ESF1 nucleolar pre-rRNA processing protein homolog. Lineage: Eukaryota; Metazoa; Chordata; Mammalia; Rodentia; Dipodidae. The record is from RefSeq and is a predicted model, not a curated record. The coding region runs from base 284 to 2833 and encodes 849 amino acids. Gene Ontology annotation, biological process: rRNA processing. Gene Ontology annotation, cellular component: nucleus. The transcript is spliced from 14 exons. Gene Ontology annotation, molecular function: RNA binding.